Molecule: messenger RNA, 520 nt
Organism: Paramecium pentaurelia
Lineage: Eukaryota; Ciliophora; Oligohymenophorea; Peniculida; Parameciidae
Source: the annotation of a GenBank genome assembly
AUGCCUAAAUUGUGUGAAAAAAUAAAUCAAUUCUUAAGAUAACAUGUUGUUGAGAAAUAUCUUCCUUUAACAUCACUUGUUUGGAAUACUAAAAUCACUCCCUUAUAAAAUUAAAGUCAUGCUAUGGAUUAUUCAACAAUCUAUGUUAAAGUUCAUCAGUAUUAAUUUUUAUUAAGCUAGACAUUAUUUAAGGGAAAUGACAAGAUAAUAAAUAAUUAAUAAAUAACAUCAAUAAAUUACUUAAGUCCAAGAAGGAGGACUCACAGAUUUUAGUAAAUUUCAUAAUAAUUAUUGUAGUAUAAAAUAAAAAUCAAUAACGAAUAUUUAUCAUUCCAACAUUUGAUAGACAAUUAAGUGAAUCAAAUAGUACCACUUAAAUACAUGCAUUAUAAUUGAUAAAUUAAAAAGAAUUAGAAACUACUUACUUUAGUUUAGAGGAUAUUGAAACAACAUACAGUUCCUAUCCAGAGGAAUUAAAUUACAGUUUCAUUGAUGAAAGUCUAAUACAAACAUAAUGAAU